AUGACUAUUCUAACAUAUCGGCCAUCAUCUUCUCAAUCUCGUUGGGAUUACGAUGUCUUCAUAAGUUUUAGAGGUGAAGAUACGCGUAAGAACUUCACCGAUCACCUCUAUUCUGCCUUGGUGCGAGUCGGAAUUCGAACCUUCCGAGACGACGAGGAGCUUCGAAGAGGGAAUAUGAUCUCUAAAGAACUAUCCAAAGCAAUUUGUGGAUCGAGGAUUUCCAUUGUGGUUUUCUCGAAAGGCUAUGCUUCUUCUAGGUGGUGCCUUGAUGAACUAGUGGAUAUCCUGCACUGUAAUAAGAAUACCGAAGAUCACAUUCUUCUUCCGAUAUUUUAUAAUGUGGAUCCCUUGGAAUUUCAAAAUCAAACCGGAACUUUUGCGGAAGCCUUUGCUAGGCAUGAAGAGCGGUUUCAGACUGAUAUGAAGAGGGUGGAGAUGUGGAAAGCAGCUCUAAGUGAAGCUGCGAAUUGUUCUGGCUGGGAUCUCAAAAGUGUUCCAAAUGGGUAUUAUGCUAUGGAUUCUUGUGCUUUUUCAUUCCGUUUUUAA
Corylus avellana is the source of this 546-nucleotide messenger RNA. The record is from RefSeq and is a predicted model, not a curated record. Lineage: Eukaryota; Viridiplantae; Streptophyta; Magnoliopsida; Fagales; Betulaceae.